CUCUUCCGCUCGGGCAGUUUGAAACCGUCGGUGCCGCCGGCCGGAGCCCGCAGACAAAUAUUCUGACUGAACUGAAAAAUUGGAAACUUAAUUUGAUUCAACAUCACGAGCUUCAAAUGAGACAAGAGAAAGAGAAACAUGCCGCACAUGUGAAACAAUUGCAGAAUGAGAUGGAAAACCUGAAGGAGUUACUUCAUACUUGUGAAAUCUCUGUUAGCAGGAAAGAUGAGGUAAUUACUAACUUGACCCAAGCAUUAGAGAAGCAAAAGGAGCGAGUAGAGUUGAUGAGAACGUUUACGAUGUGGCGGAUUCAGCAUGUUAAAACCAAACAAGAAGAGUAUGCAAAUAGCAUAGCAGACAGACAUUUCCAGAGAGCUUUGAUGAAGAAAGUGUGGGCAGCAUGGCGCUCUGCUAGUGAAGUAAGAUGGAAAGACAAAGUAGCAAGAGCCUGUCAGUUAAGGGCAGAAGAUGUGUGUGUUCAGCUGACCAAUGAUUAUGAAGCCAAAAUUGCAGAGUUAACUGCUACUUUGGAACAGAGGAAAGCUGAGAUUCUGCGACUGCACAGUGAAAGAGAUCACUAUGAAGACACCCUGAAGAAAGCCUUUAUGCGUGGUGUAGGUGCUUUGAAUCUGGAAGCAAUGUCCAUGUUUCAAAGCAAGGACAGUAGGCCAGAUCCUGCUAAGAAUGAAAAAAACCCAAACACCACUACCACACGGUGUCACUCUAGUCCCUGGAAUGAGCAAAUUUCUCUCAUCCUGGAACUCCUGCUGGCAUCAGCUGCUUCAGAAAUAGAUGCAGGAAGCAGGAGAAAUGAUAAUGCUCCCACUGAUGCAGGAAGGCCACCUCCUUCACAGUAUAAUCCGCCCUCACCACCACCUCCACCAGCAGCUUCUCUUCAGAUGGAAGGCAUGUUUUCUAGCCACCUGGCUCAUGGAAGCACUCCUGAGACCAGGCUAGAUGCUGAUUCUCCAGGAAUCAUCAGUAGCACAGCAGGAUCUGGUGUGACAUCAACUCAAAAACUGAAAGGAUUUCCACAGUGGCAGAAGUACCUUCAGCUGUCACUCAAGCAUGCAGUUGCCCAUGGCAAAAGUAAUAACAUCUGCACAACAGAAAGCAGGAAGAACAAUCACUGCUUGAAUCACAGGCCAAGCUGAUAUGGGACAAAGAUCCAGAGCUUCUGGGAGUUUAGCAGUGAUGGGAGUUGCUCCACCCAUGAGUUCAGUCAUUGUUGAGAAACAUCAUCCGGUCACUCAGCAAACCAUAUCACAAGCCACUGCUGCUAAAUAUCCUCUAACUGUGCUGCGUUCUUCUGGCUCUACCACUUCGAGACCUGCAGGACAAGCUGGGCGAGUGCUUCAGGGCCAAACCCAUGCCAGUGUUUAGUCAAUAAAAGUUGUUGACUGAUUGACUGUCUUUCUCA
Corvus hawaiiensis (hawaiian crow) is the source of this 1420-nucleotide messenger RNA. RefSeq names its product centrosomal protein POC5-like. Bases 117 to 1154 code for a protein of 345 amino acids. NCBI's taxonomy places the organism in Eukaryota, Metazoa, Chordata, Aves, Passeriformes, Corvidae. The record is from RefSeq and is a predicted model, not a curated record. The transcript has 11 exons. Gene Ontology annotation, cellular component: centrosome.